AUGCGGGGCGUGCCCGAGGCGGUGUGUUCCGCAAGAAGCAGCGGGCGGGGGGAAGGGCAAGCGGAGCGUGUUCGUGUACGAGCUGGUGCGCGCGCGACCGCGGGGGGAGGCGGCGGGGAUUAUGGGGGCCGCGGAUUGCCGCGCGCGAGAACAGCAGGCGCCGCGGAGAGUGGCAGUGCUGGGUUGUGGGGGACGGACGGCGCGGAAGGAGUGGCGGAGGGAGCAAUGGGAAAGGCGCAGGGUUGGCAGCAGCGGUCGCUGGAUCGAAGUGACACGCAGAGCGACAUUGCUGACGUGGACGAAUGGGCGAAGGGAGAUGGAGAAAUAUCUGACGGAGAAAUUAAGGCGAGAAUCGGGUCCGAAGGAAUGGGGCGAAAGGGAGAAAAGAGCGAAGGGGAGGCAGCGGGGAUUGACCAGUGGGACCUGGACGCGGAUAUCGAGGAGCACCAUAGCGAGGAUGAAAGCAGCGCUGUGCUGUCCGCCGCCACGAGCGGCGACGGGGGCGAUCCGUGGGGCGUUGGGGGCAGCAGCGGCAGCGAGGAGCAGCGAGCGCUGCAAGCGGCAGGGGCGAGACAAAGGACUAGUGAUAGGAACUUGGGAGUGGAUGGGGAGGAGUUGGGAGUGGUGAGGAGGGACGAGGAUUGGUUUGAAGAGGCGGAGGGCGUGUUGCUGGUGGACGAAGGGCGUGUCGUGCCUUGGGAGUCAGACGGUGGCGAACGGCGGCAGAAAACGAGAAUGGGGGAAGCGAGUACCUGCCUGCGCCCACAGCACCCGCAGCACCUGCAGCACCCGCAGCAGCACCCACAGCAGCCCACAGCUGCAGGUGGCGUGCCUGCGAGCGAGCACCACUGCGUGAGUGCAGGUGCAGGUGCGAGUUGGAACAACACCCACGGCAGCCGGUGCAGGCCGCUGUGGCCAGAGGGCCGUGAGACUGCAGCGCAGGGAGGUGCGAGGGCGAGGGCACGCCACGCGGCGGCGACGUCAGCAGCGGCGGGAAAGAGCCAACACGUGUCGGCAUGGUGGCAAUUCGGUGGGGCUGAUAAGAGCGCUGAUAAGAGGCGACAGCAGCGGGCAGGCCGGCAGACGGAAGAGCACAGGUGGUGGAGUGAGCAGCGGAGUGCAUGGGGCUGGAGCAAGCAGCUGGAGAGAGAGAGGAGGAGGAGGGAGGAGGAGGAGGAGGAAGACUUGUUGGCAGAGGCUGGUGAGAGGGGAGUGAGGGAGGUGAGAGUGAGGGAGGGCGAGUGGGAGGAGGGGGGGUGCGUGGAUGGUGAAGAUGCCUGGAAGGGGGGAGUCAAGGAGGCUGGAGGAGCUUUACACGAGGCAGGAGAGGCGCGCGAGGGAGCAGCAGGAGCAGAUGGUGCGUGUGUGAAACAAGAUUUGGGAAUGGAAGCAGCAGCGGCGCCACCCAUGCGACGGUCCCGCACUGACACGAGGCAGGAGAGGCAGGCAAACGGAGCAGCAGGAGCAGAGGGAUCAGUUGGAGCAGAUGGGUGUUUGUGUGAAACAGGAUGUUGGACUGGUUCCCAUGCCACCAUCCCAUGCGACGGUCACGGACUGACACCCGGCAGGAGAGGGGAUGAGGGCAGGGCAGCAGGCAAUGACACCAGCAGUGAGGGGAGGUGGCAGAAGAAGCGAAGGGUGCAGCAGAGGGGAAGCAGGCAGCGGGCGGGUGUUGCGGCGAGGCAAGACCGCCGAGCCGGCGCUUGGAGCAACGGGAGGGGGUGGCCCGGCGCAGAGAGGGAGACCUGCUCAUCCGCACACACACGCUUGGAUAGUGGGCAUGAGGCAGAGGGCUUUGGCAGUGAGAAGGGGGGGGGAGGGGGUGGCCCCGGCGCAGAGAGGCGGUGCCCCGGCGCAGAGAGGGGGGUGCCCCGGCGGGCAGAGAGGGGGUGCCCCGGUGCAGAGAGGGGGUGCCCCGGUGCAGAGAGGGGGUGCCCCGGUGCAGAGAGGGGGUGCCCCGGUGCAGAGAGGGGGUGCCCCGGUGCAGAGAGGGGGUGCCCCAGUGCAGAGAGGGGGUGCCCCGGUGCAGAGAGGGGGUGCCCCGGUGCAGGGGGGGGGGGUGCCCCUGCUCAUACCCGCAGGCAUGCUUUGUGA
Molecule: messenger RNA, 2094 nt
Organism: Closterium sp. Naga37s-1
Lineage: Eukaryota; Viridiplantae; Streptophyta; Zygnematophyceae; Desmidiales; Closteriaceae
Source: the annotation of a GenBank genome assembly